This is a messenger RNA of Cephus cinctus (wheat stem sawfly), 3378 nucleotides long. RefSeq names its product melanotransferrin (gene Tsf2). The transcript has 9 exons. The record is from RefSeq and is a predicted model, not a curated record. Lineage: Eukaryota; Metazoa; Arthropoda; Insecta; Hymenoptera; Cephidae. Gene Ontology annotation, biological process: iron ion transport. Gene Ontology annotation, cellular component: extracellular region; early endosome; recycling endosome. The coding region runs from base 124 to 2706 and encodes 860 amino acids.
UAACCAAACCCACCCACUGAUCAAGCCACAUAGUAGUAUAGUACGUGCUUGUUGGGUGUUGUCUGUUACUCGUUACGUUUGGAAAGUCUGUGUAUGAUUUUUGGAUAAAAACAAUCAAGAAAAAUGCAGUGCAGGUGGAAUAAUAGUGCAGCAAUGCUCCUAAUACUUUCUGUUCUAUUAUGUUCACUCGUACGGAGUAAUGGACAAAAUCUCGAUAGUACUGCUACGUGGUGUACAAUAUCUAACGAAGAGCAAAAGAAAUGCGAAGCAUUAUCAAGAGCAGCCCACAGAGAAAUUCGCUCUUUUGGAUCGAGUUAUGUUUCGUUGAAAUGUUAUCAAGCUUUCAAUAAGGAAGAGUGUAUGUCAUUACUUGAUGAGGGAAAGACACAGUUAACAACUCUCGAUGCUGGAGAGGUUUUCAUAGCUGGACGAUACCAUAGCUUGGUACCUAUAAUGCAAGAGAUUCAUGACAAUGGUCUUCUCUAUCAAUAUGCUGUUGCUGUAAUUAAAAAAGGUUCAUUGGCAGAUGUUCAAACAUUGCAUAAUCUUAGAGGGAAAAAAGCAUGUUUUGCGGGAGUUGGUACUUUAGCUGGUUGGGUUAUGCCAAUUCAUACUUUAAUGAAAGAUGGAGGUAUGGAAGUUAUUGAUUGCAACAACCAUGUAAAAUCGACAAUCAAAUAUUUUGGUCCUAGCUGUGCUGUGAAUUCUUUGGUGGACAAGUAUAAUCCUUUAGGUGACAAUUCCGAUCAUCUCUGCAAACUUUGUACUGGAAAAGUACCUGUUGGCAAAUGUACCAAUGCGGAUCCAUACUCAGGAUAUGAAGGAGCAUUUUUGUGCCUUGUGGAAGCUGGUGAUAUUGCAUUCCUAGUGCAUACCAUUGUCGAUCAAAUGACAUCAACCAGCAGUACAAUUAAUUCUGUAACAAAAGAUCAGUUUGAAUUGUUGUGUCUUGACGGAACUCGUAGACCAAUUGAUGAUUUUAGAACUUGCAAUUGGGGAAAUGUUGCAUCGCGUGCAGUUGUAACAUACUCAGCUACGAAUAUGGAAACUCGUGUAUUAUAUCAAAAAUUUUUGAAGAAGGCUGUGCAAAUAUUGGGCAAUAAUUCUUUUAAUAGUAAUCCUACAAAUUUGUACCGUAACGAAUUCCAUUCACGGCAGGGUGUUUUUGAAAAUAGACCAGGAUUCGAAAAUCGUUCCGGUGGAAAUGGUUUUGAUGAUACCAAAAAUCCCAAUGGAUACAAUCAGAAUUAUAAUUUUGAUAACCGAAAUGGCUACGAUCGGAGCUUCGAUGGCGGCCAGAACGGAUUAAACUCAUGGGAUACUUUCGGUUCUAAUGAGACAAAUACAUUUUUUAACAGAGAUGAUACAUCAUACGUUCCUAAUGAUUCUGCCACUAUUCAUCCAAUCGAAACAUUCCAUCUAUUUGAAUCAGUUCCUAGAUAUGGUGACCAGUACAACCUUCUAUUUUCGGAUACGGCCAGAGACUUUUUACAAUUAAGCGAAAAGAAUCAGACAUAUAAAGGAUACUUAAAAGAGUCAUUAGAUGCUAUAUUGGCUGUACGACAUUGCCCAGUAAAUAAAAUGACAUUGUGUGUCACGUCAGAACCAGAGAUGCAAAAAUGCGUGCGAAUGAAGACGGCAUUAAAAGCACAACUACUAAAACCAGAAUUAAGCUGUUACAUGGGACAGAGUCAAAUCAAUUGUAUGCAAGCCAUACGGGGCGGAAAUGCAGACGUUGUCGUAUUAGAUGCUGGAGAUAUAUAUACGGCAGGAUUACGUUACGAACUUAUUCCAUUUAUUUCUGAAGUUUAUAAUCUGGGUACUCCUGAUUAUUACGUCGUAGCUGUUGCAAAGGAAGAGGAUGACAAUACUGACUUGACGUAUCUGAAAAAUAAAUACUCUUGUCAUACAGGCAUAAAUACAGCUGCCGGUUGGAUUUAUCCUUUAGCUUAUUUGAUAUCCAACGGAUGGAUCCGAAGUUACGGCUGCGAUUCAGUUCGCGCAGCUGCAGAAUAUUUCACGAAAUCUUGCGUACCUGGUGCUCUGAGUACUGAAUACAACAUUGGUGUGCCUUAUGAUAAUAUGUGCGAUCUAUGUCAUGGUACCAACUACAGAUAUUGUCGAAGAGAUGCAUCCGAGGUUUACUUUGGACACACUGGUGCUUUUAGAUGUCUGGUAGAAGGUGGAGGUGACGUAGCAUUCGUAAAACAUACAACUGUGGCAGAAAAUACAAAUGGGAAGCGUCGAGAAUUCUGGGCGAGAAAUACCUUCACCAAGGACUUUCAGUUGCUAUGCCCUGAUGGAACACGACUUCCAACCAGCGAGUACAGACGAUGUAACUUGGGCAAAGUGCCAGCAAAUGCUAUUGUUACACGUGGUGGUUAUUAUGGUUAUAAUGAUACUCAAGUACAGGCUUAUAUAAAUCUGUUCAUUUACGCUCAGCAGUUUUAUGGUAGAAAGGAGCAGGAUGAGUUCAGCUUUAGUAUGUUUUACAGUUUUCCGCCGCAUAGCGAUUUAAUAUUUCAAGAUGCUGCGCAACAACUUCACGUUAUUCCACCAGAAAAAAGAGAAUUUAGCGCGUACUUAGGUCCAGAUUUUAUGAGAGCCAAAAGAAUAGUAGACUGUGCGGCGUGUGCAUCGGCCACUGAAUAUUCUUUAUUUGGCACGUUAGUUAUGGCCGUUUUUGCAUUAAUCCUUACUAGAUAAAUAAUAUCAUUUUUUUAUCUCUAUAUCUAGAUACUCGUUCGAGAGCACACAAUAUCAAAGACUUUAUAGAUCGAUUAAUUUUUUCCAUUUUGCACAUGUCUCUGAGUCAAAUACUCUACACGGUUGAUAUACAACAAAGAAGGGACAGGAAAUCUCGAAAUGAUCUGAAAGUUUUUAACAUUUUUCUAUAUUAACAUUCUUCUUUCCAAAUGUUGUACAUAGUUUUUAAUCGUUACGACGCAACAGAACAGUCUAAUUUGAUGAUGAACUGCUGCAAUUCCGCUUAGUGACAUUCCGUCCCAACAAUACAUUCGUUUUAAAUAUUAACUUGUUAUUUUAUAAAUGUUUUAUAUACGAACAUUUUUUAUAGUACAAGUGGGUUUGAGUCACGAUGGUAAAUGUAUAGAUAAUAGUCUAGGAUCAAAAUAAUUGCAAAAAGAAAAAAAACAGUGCCUUCUUGAAUUUAUAAAUGAUGUAAUCAUGUAUUUUGCGAAGUUAUUUAAAGUCUUAUCGAGAAUCGGUGAGCAAGUAUAAGAUCUAUUGGUUAAUGCAUUUUAAUCCGUCCAUUUUUAUUUAUGGUACACUAUGAGUAGCUAUAUAUUUAUAUGAUAGUACAUGUAUUUUAUACUGUUUAUACAUGUUCAAACGAAUAAAAUGAGAAAAACUAGAAAA